AUGUGGGCUUAUGAAAAUUAGAGAAUAACAGAUAAAGGAAUAGAUAGAUUAUUUAAUGGAAUAAGUUUACUUAAUAAUUUAGAAAGUUUUGAACUUAAUAUGAAAGGUUGGGGAGAUGGUAAUUAUGAAAUAACAGAUAAUACAAUAAUAGGAUUAUCUAAAUGUCUUAAGAAACUCAAAAAUUUAUCAGAAAUUAAACUCAUAUUGUAAUUUUUAUUAUAUAAUAAAUAGAUGGAAAAAUAUUGGAUUAUAAGCAACUAAAUAAUUAAAUAAAACAUUAUCUAAUUUAAAAAAUUUAACAAAAAUUGAAAUUAAAUUUGAAAGGUAUCUAACAUUUUAUAUUAUUAGUUGUUUAUAAUAAUAGAUAAUAUAAAAUGAUAAUAUUGAUUAGAAACUUAUUUAAAUUAAACUUAAUGCUAUUCAAAAAAGAAAAUUACUUUUUUAAGUAGAAGGAAUAUUAGUUAGUCUAGAAUAAUUAAUUCCAAAAUUUACUUUAUGGGAUAUUAUUUUAAAAUUAUGA
This is a messenger RNA of Paramecium primaurelia, 520 nucleotides long. NCBI's taxonomy places the organism in Eukaryota, Ciliophora, Oligohymenophorea, Peniculida, Parameciidae. The record is from the annotation of a GenBank genome assembly.